AUGGAUUGUUGGAAGAAGAACAAGAAGUCACGGGUGGUUGUUAAGAAACAAAGUUUGGUCCAAGAAGGUGGGAGAGAGGAGAUAUUGUUAGAAGAGCUCAUCAAAUGUUGUGAUGGAAAGUCCAAUCCAAUCAAAUUCUUCUCUGCUGAUCAAAUCUUGAAAGCCACCAAGAGUUUCAGCAAGUGUAGUCUUGUUCUUGAACUAUUUGAUCAUGAGAGAUGGUAUUCAGGUACGCUAGAUAACCAUCGCAAGAUACUCGUCAAGAAGUUGUGGCGCACACAAGCUUCUAAUCCUCAAGGCUUUUUCCCCGAGGUCCGUGACAUAGCGAUAUCAUCGAUGGUGAGUGGUCACAAAAAUUUCGUGAAAUUAGUUGGAUGUUGCCUUGAGACUGAGGUUCCAGUCAUGGUAUACUAUGUCGAAAGGAAACAAUAUUGUCGUAUAGAUCUAGAGAAGAUAGUGUCGUGGGAAAAGAGGGUGAAGAUAGCAGAGGAGAUUGCAACUGCUUUAGCUUAUCUUCACACUGCCUUCUCAAGGCCCUUUGUAUAUAGUAACAUGGACAUUCGUAAUAUCUUUUUGGACGAAGAUGGUGUUGCGAAACUCGGUGAUUUCUCAAACUGUGUCUCAAUUCCACGAGGAGAAACAUACGUCAAGCUUGGUUACGUAAGGGGAGCUUAUGAUUACAUCGAUGAUGAUUAUAUGAAUAGUGGUGUGGUUUCACAGAAAACUGAUGCGUUUGGUUUUGGAGUUCUCAUGCAAAAGCUUCUUACAGGAGAAGAAAGAUUUCGUGAGCUUUAUGGUCGGAAGAAUUGGAAAACUUUGUCAAAAAGGAGAUUUCCAAGAUGUUUGUCAAGAUCAAUUGAAGAGGGCAGAUUUGAUGAGAUCGUAGACUCAAAUAUGUUAGGGAAAAUCGGUGAAGAUGCAGAAAAAGAGCGUUUUCAAAUGGAAGCUUUCCUUGUCCUCUCAGAAAGAUGCAUCGGUGUUAGAGGAGAAGUUCCAAACAUGGUGCAAGUGGUCAAGGAGCUAAAGAGAUACCCCUCAUCUUCUUUUGUAUUAUAA
Molecule: messenger RNA, 1056 nt
Organism: Eruca vesicaria subsp. sativa (arugula)
Lineage: Eukaryota; Viridiplantae; Streptophyta; Magnoliopsida; Brassicales; Brassicaceae
Source: the annotation of a GenBank genome assembly